This is a messenger RNA of Zingiber officinale, 2304 nucleotides long. Its product is annotated as L-type lectin-domain containing receptor kinase IX.1-like. Gene Ontology annotation, biological process: protein phosphorylation. Lineage: Eukaryota; Viridiplantae; Streptophyta; Magnoliopsida; Zingiberales; Zingiberaceae. Gene Ontology annotation, molecular function: carbohydrate binding; protein kinase activity; ATP binding. Bases 14 to 2047 code for a protein of 677 amino acids. The transcript has a single exon. Gene Ontology annotation, cellular component: plasma membrane. The record is from RefSeq and is a predicted model, not a curated record.
CUGCACCUUCGUUAUGUUGUCAUUCAUCAUUUUUCCUCCUCUGCAAAUCCUUGGGUCUGCAAAGAUGCUUCGGUCUGCAAGGAUUUUGAUCUCCAGUGCUACAUUCGUGAUAUGUUUCUUAGCUGGCGUCCCUUCCUCAAUCUCUCUCUCCUUCAACUUCUCUACCUUCCCAAACGAUGUCUUUGUGUCCGAUAUCCUUCUCCAAGGCGAUGCGUUUAACCGCGAUGGUGGCAUCGAGCUCACCAAGGACACCAUAAGCGGAACGGUCACCAGGAGUACGGGCAGAGCGAGCUACAAGAAGGAGCUCUUCCUCCUAUGGGACGCGCAAACCAAACAGCUAUCAGAUUUCACCACCCGUUUUGUCUUCGACAUCAGGUCUCAGGUUUAUGCCGGCGAUGGCCUCGCUUUCUUCUUGUCGGCGCCGAUCUUCACUGUUCCCAACAAUUCCUUUGGCGGAAGCCUGGGCCUCUUUUCUUGGCCGCCUCAUCCUACCAAGUCGCCGGAGAACACAACGGUGGCGGUCGAGUUCGACACGUUUCCAAAUCCUGCUUACAAUGAUCCGGAUGGAAACCACGUCGGAAUCGACAUCAACUCGGUGAACUCGACGGUGACGGCAAGUUGGAGCAAUUUUACCGAAAAGACGACCUCGUGGGUCACUUACAAUUCCACCACUUAUACUUUAAGUGUUUUCUUAUCUAGCGGAGAUAACCAGCUGGAGCUCAGCGAUGCAGUUCUGAUCCUCAACUACACCAUCGAUUUGAGCACUAGGCUGCCGGAAAAAGUAGAAAUUGGCUUCUCGGCAGCCACCGGUGCUGGCAUCGAAGCACAUACUAUACUCUCAUGGUCGUUCCACUCGACUCUGCAGCUAGGAAAGAAGUUCGAGAGGGCGGUUAUUGCCAUUUCCAUCGCCGGGGCAGUAGUCUUAAUCCUGGUGGCUGCUUCGGGCUCGCUAUGGUUCCUUAAACGAAGGCGUAGGACGAACGGAAAAGACGAAGACGCCGAUUGGAUCAUGGAUGAAGCCAUGGAUAGUGAGUUUGAAAGAGGGAGUGGACCGAAGAGGUUCCCUUACCUGGAACUUGCCCGCGCCACCGGGGAUUUCUCCGACGAGGGCAAGCUUGGAGAAGGAGGGUUCGGGUCGGUCUACAGAGGCGUGUUGAAAGAGGCCAAACUCGAAGUCGCCAUCAAAAGGGUCUCCAAGGGUUCAAAACAGGGGAGGAAGGAGUACAUGUCGGAGGUCAAAAUUAUCAGCCGGCUGCGCCACCGCAACUUGGUGCAGCUCGUAGGCUGGUGCCAUGACCGCCAGGAAUUCCUCCUCGUCUACGAGUUGGUUCCCAAUGGCAACCUCGAUUCCUACCUCCAUGGUGGCUCCACGACAACUUUGGAAUGGGAAGUGCGGCUCAGGGUGACGCUGGGCUUGGCCUCGGCUCUGCUUUAUCUGCACGAGGAGUGGGAGCAGUGCGUGGUGCACCGGGAUGUCAAGCCGAGCAACGUCAUGCUGGACUCGGCGUUCAAUGCCAAGCUGGGGGACUUCGGUCUCGCGAAACUCCUCGACCACGACGGUGGGCCGCAAACGACGACGGUGUUGGCCGGCACGAGAGGGUACAUGGCGCCGGAGUACGUAUUCACCGGCAAGGCAAGUAAAGAAUCGGACAUCUAUAGCUUCGGGGUCGUAGUGCUAGAGAUAGCAUCCGGUAGAAAGUCAUUAAUGGUAGAGAUGAAUGGCAUGGCCGAACUGGUUCGAUUGGUUUGGGAGCUUUACGGGAGGAAGAUGAUUCUUGAGGCAGCAGAUGCGAGGCUACAGGGUGAAUUUGAUGAGAGACAAAUGGAAUGCUUAAUGGUUGUGGGGUUAUGGUGCGCUCAUCCUGAUCCAAAGGCGCGACCGUCCAUGAAGCAAGUUAUCAGUGCGCUCAACUUUGAGGCUCCGUUGCCGGAGCUUCCUCCGACGAUGCCGGUGCCUACCUUUAGUCCCACGUUGCCGGGACUGUCUUCGGAUGCUCAAAUGAAUUCUAUAAAUGAUACUAGGUUUAGCCUUUCAGGAGGAAGAUGAUUCUCGAGGCAAUAGAUACGCUCUCCCUUAAUGCUUUCAACAGUUCGGAAAACUUUGAUGCUAAACAAACUCGCUACAGUCUACUUUACAAAUCUUGUUGUCUACUAGAUUGCUUUGUUGGAGUCGGUAGAGUACGUGGAAGAACAAUUCUUGAAUCCUCAGUGUGUUGUUCCUUUGGAACCUGUUCUGGUGUGUAUCUUCUAGGAACGAAACGAACGAGAGAGGGGUGGGUGAAUCUUGUUUUACAAAUUAUUCUU